GUUUUUUUAAAUAUUUGGUGUCUUUAAGUGGUUUGCUUUAAGUUCUAAGUUAAAGUAUAUGUGAAAACAGUUACUCUUAAUGUAUUCACUGAAAAUAGGAUAAUUAUGUAAUGAAAGUAGCUUAUACAGACCUCCAUGCUGACGAUGAAAUUAUUUAGUUAGCAUAAGCUAAUUUUAUUUAAAUAACCGAUAAUCCGGUUAUAAUUUGGUAAUUAGUAGCUAUUAUCAAAUGACUGCUGACGAUUCGGAUGUGGGUAAUGUUUAAAGCACUUCCUUGACAACAAAAGAACAUUGAAUAUGAUUUUGAAGCUACGUUUGCUCAUUCUUCUAUCUAUAAAAAUUAUUCACCUACUUCUCGCUUGACACGUUUCUAGGCCCGAUCGAGGAAUCGCUUUAAAUAUUGCAGAAAUUGUGUUUUCGAAAGUACGUUCCCUGGAUCUUGAAAACAAGAUCGAAGAAUUACAAAACGUGGCACAAAAGCAAUAGUUAGAUAAAGUUCGUUGAUAAUGAUAUUAACGGCAGAUAACGCAUUAAUUAAGCAAAAAAAUGAAAAGUCAGCUUUUUGUGGUUUGUGUGACUUCUGAUCGUUAGGCGUUUAAAUUAUAGAGUAGCUGAUCAAUAUUAUGAAGGUAAUCUUUAUCUUUGAGUUUCCAUUGGCCUUUAUAGAUCUGAGUGUAUCUAUGUGUGUCCACCUAGAGUGAACGAAGUGUGAUAUAUAUGUAUAUAUAUAUGCAUAUACAUAUAUGUAUAUCAUACGCCAUCAACUGCAUGCGCUCGAGGUUCACUGCUAUUUAAAUUAGUCACCUAAUAUAUAUAUAUAUAUAUUUCGAUUCGAUAGAUUAGUAUGGAUGUCCGAGUACUGAUGGCUAUUCGAUCCCAAAACUUUGUACAUGAAAAGGAGAAGCAGAGAUUCAUGGUUAUCUAAACAGAAGGCCUUUUUAAAUUAUUUCAAAGAAUUAGCACGAUUAAAUACUAUCAUAGCCGUCUUUUCUGCUUCAUAAUUUCGGAUUUUAAAUAGCUGAAUUCAGUGAAAAUAUAAUUUGCUUGAAAGUACCAGCACUUUACAGCAAUAGGAUACUGAUGGCCAUAUAAAGACUGGUCCAUCGUGUUACGUGUUCUUCACUUCGGGUAGUAAAUGGUGCAGUAAACUUUGAUCAGUGUCCUUUCCCAUUUCACAGAGGGGUAUCGUACUCAAUUGUACCACAUCGCGUGAGGGCCCACAGGUACAAGUCUUUACAGUAGCUUUUCCAACAAAUCCUGCAUAACUUUGGAUGAGUUAGCAUUUUGUUGUCAUGGCAACAGCAAGUGAUCACAAGGGGCGCUAUAGUCGCACAUACAGUGUUCAUUACACAGACGGACUUGAAUCAUUCCCAGCGCUCAAUACAGUCGUAAUGUGUGUGCUUACAUAAAGCACGUGUUAAACUCUCCGACAGUCUCGUUAGAUAAAACUGAAGAUCUGUUACAGAGAACUCUGUAACAUGAAGCUAUGAUGUUCAUUGUCUGAAGAACAGAACGUUGUGAUACACUAUUCUAAUGGUAAUUGAUAAGUUCUCCUUGAAUAAAUUCUCGACAACAGAAUAAUGCGACGAUGUCUCACGCUACCCCGAUGAACGCUGUAUUCACAUUCAAUCUUGCUCACAAAAUUCUUCCAAGAAGAGUCGCCAUUGGACGUUUUGAUGGGACUCAUCCUUGCAUUGUAGCUGCGACAUCUGCUGACAAGAUAUUUGUUCACAAUCCGCACACGAAAGCGAAGCGUGAGGGGGAUCGCUGGCUAGUAGACCCCACAGCAGCAGCAGCGGACGUUGCUCUGCUUAACUUCAACCAAAAGGUGGCUACCCUGGCGACUGGGACUCUACGUCCAGGAGCCGCGGAGGAGGUGCUCGUAAUCGGGACGCCAAAUGCAGUGCUUGCUUAUGAUGUUGAAAACAAUAGUGAUCUGUUCUACAAAGAGCUUGCUGAUGGAGCAAACUGUUUAUGCGUUGGGCACCUGGGCACAAUAACGUCUCCACUGGCACUCGUUGGGGGCAACUGUUCGAUUCAUGGUUUCGACUACGAGGGUAAUGAUGCUUUCUGGACGGUGACUGGGGAUAACGUAACUUCGAUGUCACUCAUUGACUUCAACGGGGAUGGCCUGAAUGAGCUGCUGGUCGGUUCUGAAGAUUUCGAUAUUCGCGUGUUUCGUGAAGACGUCAUUGCCAUCGAGAUGACGGAAACUGAAGCGGUUGUAGGCCUGUGUGCUCUUUCAGCGGAAAUGUUCGCCUAUGCCCUUGCCAACGGAACGAUUGGCGUUUACCAAAGUAGUGGGGCUCGACUUUGGCGCAUUAAGUCGAAGAACCAACCGAUGUGUAUCGCGGCUUUUGAUAUUGACGGAGACGGGAAACCCGAACUCAUCACGGGCUGGUCGAAUGGCAAGGUGGACGCGCGUAGUGUUCGAACAGGCGAGGUGCUUUACAAAGAUUCAUUUGGCCAUUCGAUUGCUGGAAUCGUUGUCGCAGACUAUUGUCUUGACGGAACGGAUCAGCUUAUCGUGUGCUCCGUAGAUGGAGAAGUACGUGGUUACACCGUCACUACGGCAGAGUAUCGCCAACAACUAAUGGACGCUAAUUAUGAGCAGGAGACGUUGCGCGAAUUGAAUCAGAAGAAACAGUCUCUGUUACUUGAACUCGCCAACUACGAACAGGCGAAGAAGCUUAGUGAAAUGGGCGGCCCUCAACAAGCCCAGGCACUGGCCAAUCAGGAUAUUGCUUGUAUAGCUGCGAAUACACGUCUGAAGACUGGUUUGGCAAUAAACAUGGGCGGAGAUGGGUUACAGCCGCACGUUGAAAUUCUACUAGAAACCAACAAUGACACGAUUAUACAGGCAGUCAUUGUUUUCGCUGAAGGCAUUUUCCAGAAUGAAAGCCUUGUUAUACAUAACGAUGAUGCAGCAACGAAUCAGGCCGUUGUUCCUUUAACCCCGCCUAGGGAUGUGGAAGUGGAUCUCCAUAUUAAAGCCUUCGUUGGCUAUAAAAAUUCGCAUCAGCUGCAUGUUUUUGAGGUAUCUCGUGCACUACCACGCUUUGCAAUGUAUACUCUAUGCUCAGAAUCACCUUCGUCGGAUAACGAGGGUACGGUACGUUUCCAACUCAAUGACAGACCGCAUCGCGUGGCUCAAUGGGUGAAUCAAAGCUUCCUUCUUGAGCAGGAGAUAACUGCGAAAGAGCAACUGCAUCUCACCUUUCUCAGCCUCAGAGACUCGAAACUCGUCACGUUCGACAUGGACUUUUCAGGACAGAUGACAAUUCGUACCGAGUCAAUGGAAAUUGCCGGUGAGAUGAUUCAGUCUUUAACCUCGUUUCUGGGCAUCGAAGAGCUGCAGUCCACAGCAGACUUUCCCACGGAAAAUGGCAAACUUGUCGAGCUGAUGGCUAAGAUAGAGGAGUUUCAAAGUGCGAAAAUGAGCAUGUCAGCCCAGAUGGCUGACAACUCGGCACAUAUCAGAGCACUUAUCAUUCGAGCAGAAGACGCACGCCUAAUGAAAGACUUCAAAGCAAUGCGGCAAUGGUAUAUGGAAUUGCAGCCACUUAAUCGGGAAUUGGUGCAAUCUCACAAGAUCCGCAAUCAAAGCCAUGAACAGCUACAAGUUCAGCUGAAAGAACUCCAUCGGAUAUUGCAACGAGCAGCUCGACUUCGCGUUGGGCAAUUCAAAGGUCGCUGCGUAACCGCCUGCAGGGCAGCUCUAAAGACAACGAAUCCCGCCGCAGGUGCAAAAGUUCUCCUAAAAAUCAUUGCCGUUGGGGAGUGACGUAAAAAUUUAUUCCGUUGUAUAACAGAGUGUCAGUGUUCAAUAGGUAACUAGAGCUAUAUUAAUAAUCGAAUGAUACGAAGAGUGUAAACGUUUGAAGCGUUGGAUAGGUUAUAGAACAGGAGAAAGGGCUUAUGUGUUUUUCUUAAUAUCCUAUCCAUGUCUGGUUUCUAAGUAUACGCUGUACAGUACUAUGAAAGCUCUUGUAGCCAGCAAACAGGGAAAUAUUAUCAAUCCUGAGUCUAGAAGAUAUCCAAACCGUGAUGAGCUUGUCGAUUCUGUGAAGUGAGCGGGUUAUGUUCAGAGUGAAAGUCAUAUUAAUGUUAAACGCAAUUCGCUAACCACCAACGAUAUUUUAGACAUACUGAAACAUUCAAUACGUCUGGAUGUGUUGACUACGACCACCUAUUGUAAAUAAAAUAAAACGAUGUUAUCAACUGUCACCGAGCUGAAAGUCACAGUGGACAUUUUAGUAACACUGUAACACUACUACGAACAAGAAACUAACACAUAUUAACUGAAAAAGUCAAGAUACUUUUGUAACUCUUGCAAAGCUAACUACGACAGAGAUCAACAGACAUAUCAACCCCACGUCAGCGAAGCUCUGCGCGACUCUCGACGACCCUUUAACAAACAGUAGGAGUCGGCAGUAUGCGUAAAAUCAUAACGUAUUUAGACAUAAGGGCAAAAAAGGUAAACGUUGAACGCUACCAGAUCAGUCUCGUAACAAUUUGCGGGGACAUCUAUGCAAAACUGGUGCCAGGGUUUACAAAGCGUACUAUUUCCAACCAGCAAUGGGUUACUUUGGCAACUGUCCCUAUUCCGUUUCCCUAUUUAAGGUCGAUAAGUGCUUGCGUCCGAUCCCGGGAAGAAGGCCGCCACAACUUGAACGAAUGAACAUUUGAAAAGCCUUGUGACCAGCUGUCUUCAUCUCAGGAAAGUUCAGCCUCGAUUUUUUAAUCAAUUCUCAGUUAUCAUUACCUUUCGAAUUCCAUCAAUAAUAGCUCCGAUGGAUCCCAUGAGUCGGUUCGCCCUAACAUGCCAGCUAUACCCAGUUAUUGGGAUUGAGGAAAAGUUCUGACCACGACUGGACUCGUUUGAUAUGAGAUAAGUACGAAUUGUGUUGGCUCGUUCCGAAACUCGACCCUGACCCCAACCUAUUUAGUUUAUUCUUCAAUGCCGACCACUUGUAUAUUAUUAAACGCCACUUGUUUUACUGAAAUGCUGCCAACGAUUCUGUAGGGGAUUGUACGGAACUUCUGUUUCGACUGAAGCUUCUUGAGUUAUUGUGACAUGAGAUAUGAUGAUAACCUCUAUAAUGCUAAACUUUUUUUUGGCAGACUGCUAGACUGUAUACUUCCACGAAUACCUCUUCGGCCGCGUCGGCAACGCCGCAUAUUUGCUAAUAUCUAAAUUCCACUAUUUGAUAUGGCAGCCUCAGAUUGUAUCGCUAACGAUUUCUUCGGAUGGCCGCGGUUUUUUGCGCGAUUAUGAUAUGCAGAAUACUGUCUAGUACUUUCAUGGUAAUUUGUGCUUAUAACGUACUGUAAUUUUUGGAAAAAUCAAUUGCAAAAUUGGCAAUUUUAUCGCUACCAUAAACCUUCACUAUAUUGGCUUUUUAAGAUUGGUUAUUAUAACCGAAAACAAAGUAGAUAUAAAAUGUCAAAAGAAUUAUAAAAAAAAUUACAAAUAAAUAAUUAACCAAUACGCGCUAUUUACACAUUUGGAUUAUAUUGCUUCUCUUUUUCGUGUAGUAUAUAUCAUUGGUGGGACUUGAGUGCUCUGGGUUCAUUUAUAUUUGGGUUAUAAUUCCAGAAGAUGAAGCGUCUGCUCUAAACCCUAUAAUAAACUUUGUAAAUAACAGCUCCGCUCACUUUAGCGA
This is a messenger RNA of Varroa destructor (honeybee mite), 5666 nucleotides long. RefSeq names its product BBSome complex member BBS2-like. Gene Ontology annotation, biological process: non-motile cilium assembly. Gene Ontology annotation, molecular function: protein binding. The record is from RefSeq and is a predicted model, not a curated record. Lineage: Eukaryota; Metazoa; Arthropoda; Arachnida; Mesostigmata; Varroidae. Gene Ontology annotation, cellular component: ciliary basal body; BBSome; neuron projection.